Molecule: messenger RNA, 1356 nt
Organism: Naumovozyma castellii
Lineage: Eukaryota; Fungi; Ascomycota; Saccharomycetes; Saccharomycetales; Saccharomycetaceae
Gene: MPE1
Product: cleavage polyadenylation factor subunit MPE1
Exons: 1
Coding region: 1-1356 (451 amino acids)
Source: RefSeq, a predicted model, not a curated record
AUGAGUAGUACCAUUUUUUAUCGUUUCAAAUCACAACGUGAAACAUCCAGAAUACUUUUUGACGGGACAGGUCUGACAGUGUUUGAUCUGAAAAGAGAAAUUAUUCAAGAGAGUAGAUUAGGUGAUGGUUCCGACUUCCAAUUACGUCUAUACAAUCCCGAUACAGGUGAAGAAUACGAAGAUGAUCAAGAGGUUAUUGCCAGAUCCACUAGUGUGAUAGCUAGAAGGUCGCCGGCUUUGAAGAAUUCAUCCAUCCAUGCAAGAAAUAAAGGGACUGGUGCCAAUUUGAACCAGCUGGCCACUGUGGGGAACGCUAUGAGGUAUGUAACGGGUAAACCAAGAGUGUUUCAAAACAGGAGGCAAACGGCGGGUGGGGCAACUACCGCUGCUGCUGGUAUACAGAAUAAUACUCAGAAUGUUAGUGGUAUUACUGAAGAAGAACGUAUUGCAAAUAUGUUUGCCAACCAGGAAAAUCAAUGGGAGCAAACUCAACAAGAGAUGUCAGGAGCCACACCUGUGUUUUUCAAAGCUCAAAAUAAUUCGGCAGCUAUGGAUAAUGAGGGGCCACCACCACCUGGUUAUAUGUGUUAUAGAUGUGGUGCAAAAGAUCAUUGGAUUAAAAAUUGUCCGACUAACACGGAUCCAAAUUUUGAAGGUAAGAGAAUAAGAAGGACUACAGGUAUUCCUAAGAAAUUCUUAAAGACGGUUGAAAUUGAUCCUGAUACAAUAACUGCUGAGGAAAUGGCGCAACGAAAGAUUAUGGUGACAGAUGAAGGUAAGUUUGUUGUUCAAGUGGCAGAUCAGCAAUCAUGGGAAGAUUAUCAAAGGAAACAACAGAAUCGUUUGGUUAAUGGUGCUGAUGCGAUAUGGCAAAAGGGUCAUUUCCAAGAUUUACCAGAGUCAUUAACAUGUCCGUUAACGGGAGGUCUUUUAAGGAAUCCUGUAAAGACAAGCAAAUGUUGUAAUAAAUUAUUUUCCAAGACAGCUAUUGAAGAUACAUUGGUAGAAAAUGAUUUUGUUUGUCCCGAGUGUGGGAAGGAAGACAUUCUUCUGGAUUCAUUGGUGGCUGACUCUGAAGCAGAGAAAUUAGUACAAGAAUUUUUGGAAAGUCAUAAGGACCAAAAUAAUGUGGACAAGGAAGAUUCACAUCUUGACAAGAAACAAAAGAUAAGUGAGAAGCCCAUGAUGCCGCCAAUGCCUCCAAUGCCCGUACCGCCAGUACCCUUUCCACCCUUUCCCAUGUUCCCAAUGCCUUUUAUGCCUGCGCCUGCGCCUGUGCCUGUACCUGCACCUGCACCUCCAUCUCUCAAUUCGAAACCAACUGCAGAAGUGCCAAAUAGCACCACUAAGGAAUAG